Messenger RNA from Brassica rapa (field mustard), 6160 nucleotides. Its product is annotated as transcription factor IND. Lineage: Eukaryota; Viridiplantae; Streptophyta; Magnoliopsida; Brassicales; Brassicaceae. The record is from RefSeq and is a predicted model, not a curated record. Gene Ontology annotation, molecular function: protein dimerization activity; DNA-binding transcription factor activity. Gene Ontology annotation, biological process: regulation of DNA-templated transcription.
UGUUUUAUAAAAUUUUUAUAUCCUUAUAAGGAUAUAAACUAUAAUUUUGUGUUAUUUUUAUAUUUAAACUAUUAUUAUAUUUAAUUAUUUUUAAAUAAAUUUAUUUAUAUUUUUGUAUAUUUUUAUUAAAACUAAUAUUUUAUUUAAUUAUGAAAAUUGAAAACGUUUUUUUGGUUAUUUUUGAAAAUUUUGACAAGGUUGAAAAAUCGCUGGAAAUAUUUUUGAGGAAUUUUAGACAAAAAAUAUCGAUGAUAAACAAUUGGUUGGAAUUCGUCAAGAAUUUUUGACAAAAUAAACUCGAAAUUUGUUUUCACUGGGAAUUAGUUAUUUUCUUGUAUUUGCAUUAUCUAAUAAACAAUGCAACCAUAAACAACAAAUGAAAUAAAGUUUUAAUUGACAAAUCUUUUAGAAGAGUGAAACGUUAAUGGUGGACGAAGCCCCCACCUCAAUUGACAAUAAAAAAAGUGGAAAAGAGGGAAGAUAGCAGAGAGAAAAGUCCAAAGAGAGGAAAUCAUGAAGAGAAGAAGACAAUGUAACCUACUUAUUUGCCUCGAUGAAGAUAGAGGAGAAGAUAGAGGUGGAAUAUAUAUAGAAGAGAGAAAGAUUUGAGAGGAAACCCGAUUGAGCAUAUAUCAGAUCUAGAAUGGAUUGGAUUAGAUAACUCGAGCUUAUUUGGUUAAUCUUUUUAGUUUAGGGAAGGUUAUGAAAAAUUACCUCUGAUCUAAUUUUUAAAUUUUUUUAUCUUAUAUACAUUGUGCCCCCCGACUAACAAUAUAUCUAGAUCCAUCCCUGAUUAGGUCCAUGAGAUAUAUCAUAUUUUUUAUUUUUCUUAUUUAAUUAAUUAUCUAUAAUAUUUGUUGAUAUAUUUAAAAUUUUACAUAUCGUUGAAAGCCAGAAAAAUAUGUGGAAGUGUAAUAAAACAAUUUUCGCCAGGAAGAAGAUAUUUCAGCCAUUCGCCCAUCUAUGUGUAUGAGAUCCCAUUCAAGGCCAUAUUCUAAGAUUGACUUUAUCUAAUUUACUGUAUUUUCCGUGGGCUACUGAAUGAAUACGAUGCUUUUGUUGUAAAACGCAACCUAUUGUUCUCCAUUUUGAAUUUGAAGUGUUACAUUGUUGAUAAAAAGGAAGAAAGUACAAAGCUUUUCAUUUAGUGGUUGUUGCAUAUAUAUACUUAUUUGAUGGGUUUAUGAUAAGUAUGAACAUUUCACGUAACGGGUUUAUUUUGUCGUCAACACAUUAUCGGCAAUGUGAAAAGAAGGGGUGAGGUAUCUCCAUUUCAAUUCUUCUCUUUAUAUAUUAAUCGAAUUAUUUACGUAUCAAAUGAACGUUUAUAUAGAAAUUUCGUGUGGAAAACGACAUGUACACGGCAUUUCAAGACCAAUUAGUAAUAUACUUUAGUGGUGAUUACAUGUUUACUUAUCCAAUUGAGAAUUUAAAGCAUCGACAAUACCUUAAUGUCGAUUAAGCCGUCCCCACUUCAUGUAAUGAGUUAUGGGGGGGAGAGAGAGAUCCCGAAAUUCGUCAAAUAAAACAACUUAGAACUAAAAACCGACACCAAGUAUCAUAAAGGAAAUGUUGAAGAAGUCAUUUAUCGUAUCCAGCUCACAAUUCCUAAGAUUAAAUCAUGACCGUUGGAAGAGCUUAUAAGAUUAAACUGAAGAAAUUGUGGGUUUUAGAAGAAAGACAAGAAAGAGAAGAACAUGAUCUUACAUUGCCUAUUUUGGUGUAUAGGAGUUGUCAAAAAGAGGAGAGAGAGGAGACAAUUAGGUCAAAUAAAUGAGCACUAAAAAUGGAGACAUGUGUUGAGUAACUAUUACAAGAGCGACUUAUGCUUCUAUAUGGCAAUGAUAUCAUCACCAAAGUGCAAUGCCCCUUUUUGCCCUAGUUUCGUAAAGUCUCUCUCCUUCUUCGUCCUUAGGAAAAACCCUAAAUUAAAUCCUGUGUUCUUGAUCUUUCUUUUUGAGUAACCAUGAUUUUGACCACACACUAGUUCUUCUAUAUUUUGUGGUCUAUAGGAUUUUGCUUUAUAUGUGUUUCUUGUAUUGCUCCGUACGUGCGUAUAUAAAUUUAAAUGGUUACAACAAGGUUUAUUAUAAAUAGGCACAAAUUAGUCCAUGAAGUUAUUUAGCUUGCACAAGUAUAAUUUGUUAAGUAUUUAAAUAUAUAAAUUUGUUACAAAACUUAAUUAAAUUUAUCUGAUUAUAUUUUCUUUAGUGUUCUUCCUUUGCCAACGUUGAGGUAGCUAUUAUUAUUAUUAUUUUGAACAUUAUGUACGUAGUUAUCUUGGCUAGUUAUGAUUCGAAUUCUUAAUUUGGAUCACACUUAACAGUAUUUAAAAUAUUCUUAGAACUAAAAUAAUUAAGAGUUACCUUUAAAUUGAAGUAUUCGUGCUAAACAGAAACUAGAAUAAACAAAUGAUUGCAUGUUAAUUUUUUUUUUCGAUUUUCCUAUCAGAAUAAACACAUGAUUGCAUGCAAAUUUUGUUUUUGAUUACGUUAUCUUUUGUUUAUUUUAGUUUUGAUGCUAAUUAAUAUUUUUUAUUAACAACUCACAUACAUUCUACCUGAUUCUAGGUCAGAUAAUGACACAGCGCAACAAAAUUAAUACAAAACCUUCGGAAAGUAGAAUACGCAUAAGUAACUUUUUUGGGUACAUACGAAAUACAGUGAAAUCUCUAUAAAUUAAUAAUGUUGGGACUAUACCAAAACUAUAAUUUUUUUAUUAAUUUAUAGAGAUUAAUUUAUCGAUAUACUAAUUGAAUCAAAAACUUAAUUUGAGACUAAAAUAUUAUAUUAUUUUAUAGAGAUUUUUAGUGUAUAUUAAUUUAUAGAAUAUUAUUUUAUAAAAAUUUUUAGUGUAUAUUAAUUUAUAGAGUAUUAAUUUAAAGAGGUUAUACUGUAAUGUGAAUCUUCGAAAAACAUGCCAUACAUAACCACGGAUCAUAGUCGACACCUCAACGUGAAGCAAAUUUGACAAUCUACAUACAUAACCAACAAAAAGUAGAAUACCUUGAAAAUCUAAAACCCAAAAUAUGAUGUAAAACUCAAGCUUGGUCCAGAGCGUAAAAAAAUUAAAGCCAUCGCUUUGGUAUCACAUAUUUAAACGUCAGUUUUUUUUUUUUUUUUUGGGGGGGGGGGGUAAUAUAAAAAUAUAAUUAACAAAAAAAAUUUAUGAAACAAUUAGCAUGUAAAACACUAAUCUUUUGGUUGUGACAAAACGUUUUCACAAAUGUUCUAUAAAUAAAUUCAAGUGCAUUUUAUCUGCAAAAUAUAUACUUUCACUCAUAAAAUAAGAGCGUUUAAAACAUUCAUACACGCACUACAUUGACAUGACAAAAGAAAUCCGCAAAUACACAUGAUGUAUGUCGAAAAAAACAAAAAAUACACAUGAUGUAUAUAUAGAGAGGAUAGUAUCUAGGAAAUAAGACUAUAUUAUAUAUAUAAAGAAAAUAGAGAAAAGAUAAAAAUAUAAAUUGGUAUGUAUAAAAGAAAGGUCUAUGCGUCUCUAGUCCAAAAACUCUAUAUAUGUCUGGCUCAAAAGCAGAUGCAGCCAUAGCCCCAAUAGUCAUGAUGGAGCAUCAUCAUCUCCUUAUGAAUUGGAACAAACCUAUUGAUCUCAUUACAGAAGAAAACUCUUUUAACCACAAUCCUCAUUUCAUAGUAGAUCCACCUUCCGAAACCCUAAGCCACUUCCAGCCCCCGCCGACAAUCUUCUCCGAUCACGGAGGAGGAGAGGAAGCAGAAGAAGAAGAAGAAGAAGAAGGAGAGGAAGAGAUGGAUCCGAUGAAGAAGAUGCAAUACGCGAUUGCUGCCAUGCAGCCCGUAGACCUCGAUCCAGCCACCGUUCCUAAGCCGAACCGCCGUAACGUAAGGGUAAGCGACGACCCUCAGACGGUGGUGGCUCGUCGGCGUAGAGAAAGGAUAAGCGAGAAGAUCCGGAUAUUGAAGAGGAUGGUGCCAGGCGGUGCAAAGAUGGACACUGCCUCCAUGCUCGACGAAGCCAUCCGCUACACCAAGUUCUUGAAACGGCAGGUGAGGCUAGCUUCUUCAGCCUCACACUCAGCUUGGAGCUCCUAUGUCUGACCCUUCUUGCCUUUGUUAUUACCACAACUCGGAUACCUAAUUAUAAUUCUAUCACGCGUUUCAUGUUGAUAUAUAUAGAUAAAUGGUCGAAUAAGGAUUUCGAUCGAAGAUUGUAUGGCUAUUGAUUACGUUAUAUAUUGUACAAUAAAUGAUGUGUGUAUUUCAAUUAAUGUAUGAUAUAUAUAUAUAUGUAUGCAGUAUGCAUUUAUAUUCUAUUCUCUAUAAGGAGGCAACAUUGCCGGAUUAGGGCUUUGAUCUUAUGCAAGUUUUCCGACCAAAAAUAUGAAAUACUUGUUUGGAUAUAACAUAUGAAUCGGAUAAGUGUUACUAGUUAUAUAACUGGAAAACAAAUGUCUGGAAUAAGAAUUCCCGGGAGAACCAAGCCUUUCUCUAAUCCCUAAGAUUAUAGCUACUGAAACAAUGAAACAAUGAAGAAUCAGUUGGGCAUUAGUAAAAAAAAAAGAAUCAGUUGGGUUGCUUAUAAAAUUUUGUUAUAAAAUUUAUGUCGUAUGUGUGUUAGCCGUAGCUGUAAAUUUUAUUUCCUUUGUAUGUUAAUUGUAAAAGUAAAUUUAUUAUUCCCGAUGUUUUUAAUGAUGUAAAUUUAAAUCAAGAAAACAUAUUAAGUUCUGUUAAUAAAUGUAUUAUUUUUGUUUACUAAUUUCCAAUAAUUUUUUCAAGAAGUACAAUUUUUUGUUUGAAAUUUCUAAUUUAUCAUUAUUGAAUAAUAGAACAUACCUAAAAACCAUAAAACAUGUAUUCCUUGAAACAUUUUUUUUUAAUAUAAAAAUUAUCUUUUAGGAGCAGGUAAAGUACUUUUUUUUAUAAAAUUGUUAGUGUAUUUAUGUUCGUUAUAGAUGUAGAUAUUUUGCAUAAUAAUUAAUAAUAUAUGAGAUGUGUAAUGUAUAUAUGUGAGAGAAUUGCCAUAUUUAUUAAGCGGUUUUUGUAAAAUUGACUCAAAAUUUAAAGUCAACCACAAAACUAACAUAUGUUUUUUUGGACAUUUCAUUUGCCCUAUUCACUCCACAAGUUCAGAUUAUUUACGAAAAUGUCAUUAAUUUUUUUUCUUUCUGAAAUGGUAUUUUUACUCUCUCAACCUCAUCAUCUUCAAGUAUUUACAAGAUUGUCAUUGCCAUCAAUACACCAACCACCAUGAACAACCAAUUUGAAUAAUGCACCUUAAAUCGAUUUACACUUCUUCCUUCUCAAUUCUUAUGAACUAAAAACAACAUCUCUUUCACUUUCUCUCCAUAUUCAUCCAAAAAAUCUAAGAUUUUUAUUCAAAAAUUUUUAUGGUUCAUAGAACCAUUGAAGCUUACGAUUCUUGGUGUGUCACUUUUGUUUGAGAUUAUAGGUGCUUGGAAAAGACUUUUGUGUGCUAAACAAGUUAUCUCAAUGGUUGAACUAUGAAAAUCAGUGUUUUUUUUCCAGAUUUGUUCGCCCAACCGACUUUCGGGUAAGUUUUCUGGCUGUAGACGACUAACAUGGAAGUCUUCUGGUCAAUGCACUUCUCUUUGAUUGUCUUCUUCUGAUUUACAUUAUGUAGAAUGAACAAGAGAUGGGAGGAACUAGGGGUAGGUAAAAAAACCGGAACCGAAUUAUCAAACCGAACAGACCCGAAAAAACCGAACCAAAUUUAUGAAUUAUCCAAUUGGAUACUGAAAUUGUAUACCCGAAGAAUUAGAACCGAACUCGUACCGAACCGAAAACCGAAUAAUACCCAUAUAGAACCAGAUGAAAAACCUUUAUACACUACUUAUACGUAUAUCUUUAUAGUUUAUAUUUUAUACACUUGUUUUUUUUAUUGAUCAACGCUUGUUUUAUAGGAGAACCUUGUAUUGUUUUGAUAUUUUAUCCUCAUAAUUUAAGUUUUGGUUUCUGAAUGGGAAAAUCAUUUGAAUGUUAUUUUGGUGUUGGUUUUAAUUCAUUUAUUUGCAAGUACAUCAGAUUAAUUUGGAUAAUAUGGUUACAAAGUAAAAAGAAAAAACUGAACUUCAGGAACCUAAAAAACCGAGAACCGAUCUGAUCUGAUCCGAAAUUUUUAUGGUUCUUUAAUGGUUACCAAUUUCAAGAACCGAAAGAAA